Messenger RNA from Pisolithus orientalis, 1247 nucleotides. RefSeq lists its product as uncharacterized. The coding region runs from base 183 to 809 and encodes 208 amino acids. Lineage: Eukaryota; Fungi; Basidiomycota; Agaricomycetes; Boletales; Pisolithaceae. The record is from RefSeq and is a predicted model, not a curated record. The transcript is spliced from 8 exons.
CCGGUCUUCUCCGCGAAAAGUUCACACAACCGGCGACAACGUCAUAACUUUGCGAAGUUCUUGAACUCUUCCAGUUCUUCCCAAAAAUCAAACCGACACGCAAGCUGUCGUGUCCAACUCCUAUCAGUUUCUGACUUAGAAUCGGCUCCGUUCCUCUAUUUACUAGUAAUUUUUUCCUGAAAAUGGUGAGACCCUCACAACGUCUCUGCUCCGGUCUGCGCUCCGGUCUGCGGGCCCACCUCGUCGCCCGUUCAGUUCCACGCUCACCCGUCGGCAGACGGAUGGCAAGUUCGCAUGCUGGUCACGGUGACGGUGGAAAUGAAAAAUAUUGGAGGAUAGGUGCUGCCUUGACAUUUGGGCCCGCACUUCUAUACCUUCUCUCGCCGGCCGCGCGUAAGACCGCACAUAAACAUACCGUUGAGCAUAUCCAUGAGCAUGAAGCCGAGCCGGCGUCAGCGGAAGCAGCACACACGGAUGAACCCCCGAUGACGGACGACGAGGGUACGGCGGUUUCCGGCGAGGAGAUUAAGGAGUCGAUUGAACACGCAAUUGCCGAGGAUUCUCCCACACAUGCUCAAGCACACGAAGAAGAGGUAGUCGCGUCAUCCUCUGCAUCAUCGAGCCAGCCCGAGUCCGUCUCGGAGGGUGAUAAAGCCGCCGGACCUGAACCGGACAGUGAUACAACACAGGAAUCCAAUCCCGGGCCAGCGGAGACGGACGCUGAGACGGAAGAUUCGCAAAAUGAGACGCCUGCAGAGGUGCAGAGUGAACCAGAAAAGCCUGCUCAACCCUCAGCUGGGGAAUCGUGAGGCCCAUAUUUACAGGCCCAGUUUGAGUAGAGGCGUCGUACAGAGAUGUGAUAGACGAGUGCCGACAUUGCGUAUUAGAGCAAUCGAUCAAUGGCUUGAGUGAUGAGUGACAUGUUUUUGCUUAUCUUGAGCUGUCAUCGCUGGGACCUUCGAGGGCCAGGGGCAAGGACCCAUACAGUGGUAACAUUCGAAUCUCACGGUUGUUGAUCGGUUGUGAGGUUUCCAGGGGGUUGAAAAAAAGCACACAAGUAUGGUAUUGCUGUGGGCCAUAGAGGGGUUUUCAUACCGCUGAUAAUAGGUUUCCCUCAAUAACCAGUUUGAAUGCGCGUUGCCAGCUAAGUUACUACAUGUGUAGGGUCCACCACUGACGUGAGACUGGUGCCUCCCAGACUGCAGACAUUUUCUGGAAGGGCCAUGCGUGCACACUGCACUACUAAC